GACAGAGCCUGGGAGAGCCGUUGGUUUAAAGAGGAGUUCCAACUCAACUGAGAUUUCCAGCAAAAGGCCUUCUACGGGGACAGACUACUUCCAAUCACAGACCGCACGCAAAAGACUCGUGAGAAUCCAGAGCUUUUUUGCACAGACAAUGGCAAAAGUGAAUUUGAUCGUAGUGGCUCUGGGGGUCACGCUGCUCCUGCUGGCAGAGACGUGGGCCCAGAAUCCCAGGAAGAGGCUGGCGCCUCCGAAGCCUCCCAAGGCUCAGUGCUGCGAUGACGUGCGCUCUCUCAAGGUGCAGGUGGCCAACCUGACCAGCAUCCUCGAGGAGAUAAGUCGCAAGCAGGAGACGGACUUGAUGAGCAUUAUGCGGCAAGUAAUGGAUCUGGACAAGCAGAACCGGCAGCAGGAAGCCCGGGUGACGGAGGCCGAGAGCAAGUACUCGGAGAUCAACAACCGCGUGGAGAUCAUGCAGCUGCAAACCCUGCAGUCUGCCACCCAGACCUCCUCAGAUGCCAUAUAUGACUGCGCAUCCCUGUACAGCAAGAGCUACAAAAUCUCUGGCGAGUACAAGCUGCCUAAAGAUGAGUUUCUGGGGACACCUGAGCUGAGCGUCUUCUGCGAUAUGGAGACGAAAGGAGGCGGUUGGACUCUGAUCCAACGGCGCAAAGUCGGCCUAACAUCAUUCCACCGGGACUGGAAGCAGUACAAAAACGGAUUUGGAUCGAUCCGCGGAGACUUCUGGCUCGGCAACGACCACAUCUUCCGUUUAACAAGGCAGCCCAGUGUGCUCCGGAUUGAGAUGGAGGACUGGCAGGGAGAGACGCGCUACGCUGAGUACGGCUUUUUCACCCUGGGCAAUGAGCUGAACAGCUACAAGCUCUUCCUCGCCAACUACAGUGGGAACGCCGGAGACUCGCUGCGCUACCACAACAACACCAACUUCAGCACCAUCAAGAAGGACAAUGACAAGUGUGUGGAUGACUGUGCGUCCCUGCGCAAAGGUGGCUACUGGUACAACUGCUGCACUGACUCAAACUUGAACGGCGUCUUUUACCGCUACGGUCAGCACAUUACGAAGAACCCAGAUGGGAUCACUUGGUACGGCUGGCACGGGUCCAACUACUCCCUCAAGAAAGUGGAGAUGAAGGUCCGGCUGGUGGAUUUUCGACCAUAAGUGCUUCAGCUGUGUGCGCUGGACCGCGACGAUAUGCAUGAAUGCUGAGCGAUCUCACUAAAUAACCUGUUCAACCAAAUUGUGGCCUUCCCUCGACUGCGAAAGGAAUGAAAAUGUAGUUUGUGACGGUCUGGUUACGUCUCAGUCAGAUGAAUGUGUCAUGUUUGUUGUCAUGUUUGAUUGUAAAUUGUAGUUAAUUUUGUGUAUUUAUCAGUAAAAAACAAAUAUUUUAUUUUUCAAAUGCUUUAAUAGAUGCUCUUUUACCACUGUCCCGUAAGGGUGACUGGAUUUUGAUUCCUUCUCUCGUUUGUCUUGAAAGCACUAGGAUGUAUUUUUUAGUUAACACAAGUAACACAUGUAAGGAUCGUAGCAAGAAUCCAUCCAGAGUGGUCAGGUUCAGGUAUAAAUCAUUAAGGACUGGUAGGAACGAAUACAGAAGAGGGAUCUUUGGGAGUUGCUGGAAUGGGAUCAACCACCGAAGGCAUUUCCUAUGAAUUAAGCUGCCUUUUAUUGUAAAACCCUAACCAUUGAUGAUGGAAAUGUGUCAUUUGUAAAGUGUGUACAGCUCUGUAAUUACAUUGUUUUAUGUGAUAGAAA
This is a messenger RNA of Anarrhichthys ocellatus (wolf-eel), 1771 nucleotides long. RefSeq names its product angiopoietin-like 7 (gene angptl7). Gene Ontology annotation, biological process: blood coagulation. The transcript is spliced from 5 exons. Bases 149 to 1174 code for a protein of 341 amino acids. The record is from RefSeq and is a predicted model, not a curated record. NCBI's taxonomy places the organism in Eukaryota, Metazoa, Chordata, Actinopteri, Perciformes, Anarhichadidae.